AUGCCUUUAUUAUCAUCAUCAUCAAAAUCAUUAAAACCUUGCUCAUCAAAACAUUUACCAGUAAUAUUUGCCUGGUCUAUUUUAUUAUCAACUUCAUUUACUUAUGGUAUUAUUAUAUUACCAGAAAUAACUCGUAUAUUAAAUAUGAUGAUAUUUAUACCAAUUUCACAUUGUCUACUAUUUAUUUUUUUAUGUUCAAAUUUUUUAUUGGCAACAUUUUUAGAUCCUGGUGUUUAUGAACAAUCGUUGAAAAAUGAAUAUACACAUAUCAUACGCAGUGCAGAUAAGGAUGAUUCUCAUCCAUAUUCACUACCACUAAAAUCAGUACAUAUUAAUGGUAGUCAAAUUAAUAUGAAAUAUUGUACAACAUGCAAAUUUUUUAGACCACCUAGAUGUUCACACUGUUCAAUAUGUGAAUGUUGUAUUGAUUCAUUUGAUCAUCAUUGUCCAUGGCUGAAUAAUUGCGUUGCACGACGUAAUUAUCGUUAUUUUUUUCAAUUUUUAUGUUUAUUAUGUGUUCAUAUGAUAUUAAUAUUUUCAUUUUGUUUAUAUUAUAUUAUGGUAAAACGUAAUUCAUCCUCAUCAUCGAUAUCACGUGUGGACUCAUUACAAUCAAACACAUCAUCUUCGAAUUAUUUCCCAUUAACUUAUUUUAGUGAUUAUCGUCUUAUUCUUUGUAUUAUUUUACUCAUCAUUAUCGUUUUAAUGGUAAUACCCAUUGGUGGUUUAACAUGUUUUCAUAUUUACUUAAUUUCAAAAGGUCGAACAACAAAUGAACACGUAACAAAAAAAUAUCAAGAAAAAGAUAAUCCAUUUAAUUAUGGAUGUGUGAUGAAUUUUUUUCGAAUUCUAUGUUUGCCAUUAUAUCCAAAAUUGACUGUACCAAAAAUAAAAUUGUACAAUCGAAUGACAAUACAAAAAUCACAGCAAAAUAAAGAUAUAUCGACAACUCGAGUUAUUUAUAAAAUAGCAAAUAAUAAAGCUAAUAAUAAUGAUGUUAUUAACAAUAAUAGUAAUAAAUCGAAAACGAUUAACAAAAUGGAGGGUCAUGUUGAAUUAAACGAUGACCAACAAGAUAAUGUAAUGCAUGAAAAUCAUAUUGAACUAAAAAUUGGAAGGAAAAAGCAAUCGACAAUAAAACAAUCAAAUUUAUAUAUUAAUCCAAUUGAAAAUCAUGUUAAGGAACAAAUUACAACAGAAAAUUACAAAUCUGUGCCCACUUCUAAAAGACAUUAUCAAGUCAACUAUUUUCAUCAGUCAACAUCUAUCAACAAUCGUCGAACACCAUCUUCAACGAAUAGUCUUGAUCAUCCAAUUAUUAUGCUUCGACAGUCACCUUCAAUCGUUUCGUCCUCAUUUUCCAAUUUUUUUUCUACUUCACCAAUAAAUAUACGGGCACAACAACAGGAAACACUAUUGAAAGAAUUGCAAUCUACUGACGAAGAUUUAAGACAAAUAUUUCUUCCAUCGUCCCAUCGCAGUGUCUCAAAUAUGUCCUUGUCAUCGAAAUUUAGUUACGAUAAUGUUCAAGACAGUGAAACAAUUUAUAAUGAAAAUAACGAUGAUGGAGGCACUUAUAUUAUGAUCAGUAGAAGAUUUAGUGAGAACAGUAGUGUUAUGAAUAAUCAUAAGCCUUCCUUAUCUGUUUCGAAUAUGCAGCAUUAUAAUGAUGACAUAUUAUACAAAUCACUAAAAACUAACCUAGACCGCGAUAAUUCAUCAAAUAAGGACAUUACAUCAAGAAAUGAAUCUUAUCGACAAGCACAACCUGCAAUUUCAUUCUCGUAUGAUUAUCCGUCAUAUCAUCCAUUAUCUCGACAGGUUAUAUUGAAUAUGUCACAUGAAAAAUUGGUAGUACGAAGGUUAGAUGAAAAAUAUCUUGACAUAUCGGUGUAA
Didymodactylos carnosus is the source of this 1896-nucleotide messenger RNA. The record is from the annotation of a GenBank genome assembly. NCBI's taxonomy places the organism in Eukaryota, Metazoa, Rotifera, Eurotatoria, Philodinida, Philodinidae.